Messenger RNA from Camelina sativa (false flax), 2861 nucleotides. RefSeq lists its product as uncharacterized. The record is from RefSeq and is a predicted model, not a curated record. Lineage: Eukaryota; Viridiplantae; Streptophyta; Magnoliopsida; Brassicales; Brassicaceae.
GCAGCCUGGAAUAUUCUUCUUGUGAAACCCUGUCCCGCCUUUCUUUCUCAGACAGGUUUGAGGGAGAUCCGAUUGUUGGUGAUGGAGCAUGAAGGGGAUGUAUAUGUUAUCUCCACAAGCAACAAAGCGUCCGUGUUUAAGCUAGACCUUAAACGUAAGGUAUGGGAAGAGAAGAGAGAACUUGGUGGCUUGACAGUAUUUGCCAGUCAACCUACCUCUCUUACAAGAGCUGAUCUCUUGGGGGAGAGGAACUGAAUAUAUCCAUCGCAUGAUGCACUAUCUCGCUGAUGACAAAUAUAGUAGCCAUCGUUCCCCUAGAAUGAACUAUUUGUCUGACCGAAUAGCUUGGGUGGAUCCACCCCUCAACCAAGCUAAUUUGUCACCUUAUGAUGGUAUUAACUACUGAAAAACUUUGUUUUAUGCUGUUUCAAGGUUUAAUAUUGAACUAGUUGCUAGUCCCCUUUUACAUUGUAGCUCGGGCACUGAUCUUUAAGAGUUUAAAAUAAAAGUGUUUCACUCUGGUUACAUUUUACUACAGUACAUGUUAGUUUAUUGGCACUUUACAAUUAAUGAUAGUUUUAAUGGAAAAUAAUAUAAACUCUGUAGAAACUUGGAAGGACAAGUUAACCGACCUAGGAGAAACUACUGCGAAUACCUUCUCCAAGAUUGGUUCUUGAGAUAAGUUUUAAGAUGAAAAAAAAGGUUGAAGCUCCCGCGCGUGACUGCACGCGCGUCUCCCUUCUCUCUCCUCUCUCCUCUUCUACGACACAAGGUUUUCUUUGUAGAUCUGGUCCUGCCUCUCCGGUGAGCCUCUUUGGCCGCCGGGGAGGGCUCACCCUUUUACUGCUUCUCCAAGGUCUUAUCUUUCUCCUCUUAAGUGGAAGGUGGUGGGACAAUCGAGGAGGAGACUAUUCGAGCUAUCCUCUCCGGCGGUGCUGAGGCGUGGAGUAAACGUGAGGCGGGGCGGAGCCGUGGCCGAAGCGGGUGUAGUCCGGCUGGGAUCGAGGUCGGUGCCGAGGCAAGUCCCUCUUGGAAGUGGGCAAUAGAGGGAUUUAAUUGGGAGUAGGCGACUAGCGAGCCGCCGUGCAUCUUAAUCGGUUUGGCUUCCGCGGCGGAAGUCGCCUCAUGUUUCGGAGGGUUGUGCCGCGUGUGUAAGGAGGGGAGUUUGUCGUGUUCAUGUUCCACGGCGCUCUAGACUUCGGCGGUGCUGUUGGGAGAUUUGUUCUCCUUGCCGGUGUCUCCCUCCUUCACCGGAUUGAGGAUAGCUUAGAAGUUCCCGAUGACGGGAUGAAACCUGGCGGAGUUUGAAGAAUGCUCCUUCUAGGGUUUCAUCUUUAGUCGUGUAGGUUGUACCAGUUAACCGGGUUUGGUUGAUUCCGAAAUUGUAUUCCACCCCUUAAUUCCCGGUUCGGGUUGAUGAAAAAAAAAAGUUUUAAGAUAAUGAAGCGGAUUUAAUUCGUUAAGAGUUAAACUUAAUACAGUAUAUAGCGCCUCCUUUUUUUAUACGUGAAGGGUCAGUUACCUUUUUACCCCUUAACUGAAAAGUGAGUCACAUGUAUAAAACAAACGAAACGAGUGAAGAAAAAAAGAGUUGUGUUUCCUUCGUCUUCUUGCUCUGUUCUUCGUCUUCUUGUUCUAUUUUUUUCUCUGAAAGUAUAAGUCGCGUUCAAUCUUGUCUCGCCAACGAUGGAGAAUGAUCUCGUUGGUCAAUUUUGUAAGGAAACCGGAGCAAAUAGGAUCACCGCACUCAUGUACCUUGAUCUCUACGGAAGCAAUUUAGAUGAAGCUAAAGAUGCUUUCUUCUCGGGAAACACAGCAAAGAUUGUGCGUACAGAUCCACCGCAUCGGGCACGCUUGGUGAGCCAACUUGAUCUGCUCGUUCAUUCAUUUCAAACGAUGGCGGCUGGUGAAGUAAGUAAAGAAGAGGCGACGGCUUAUCUUGAUGAAUGUAGUUGGGAUUUGAAGAGAGCAGUAGCAAAUUUCAAGAAAUAUCACGGUGGUCUCAAGCCAAAACCGCUACAUCUCUGUCACAGUCCAAAGCACUCGUAUGUUGGGACCUUAGCGGAGGAGGAAAGACUCGGAGAUUCUCUUCCUUCACAGUCUUCUUCUUCGGAUUACGGAGGAGGAGAAGAUUCCUUGAACGAAGACCAAAGGAGCUCUUCCAUUUGUGACAACGCUGAGCUAGUGGCCAAUACGAGGUUUACAGAAAAAGAUGCUCUUGAUGAGAUGAUCCCUUUACCUAUUCCUCAAAUGUCUUCUCAAGAAAAGUUGCCUAGUCUAGGUAUUUUUGGUAGUCUUGAUCAAUGCUAUUGGAAUGUGGACCAUCCCAAGAACAAGUCGAAAUUGCUGACGAGUAUGCAGUCCGAUGAUGAGAAAACACCCACGACUUCUCUUCCACUGAUGGGAUUACCUGUGGCUACUCCUCAAAAUCAAAUGACACCGUCGUCUCAAGAGAAGGACAAAUUGAAGGGUGAGGCUGAGGCUAUUGUUGAUCAAGGUACAACCAUGGAGACGUCCCCUGCUUCUUUGGAUAUAUUGGAGGGUAAGGCUGUUGUUGAUCAAGGUACAACUAUAGAGACAUCCCCUGCUUCUCUGGUCUGCAAAGACAGGAUUGUGGACCCUAAAGCUGCACACAAAGAGUAAAGAUCAGGUUCAUACUAACUGCUAGUGAGUACAUAUCAGCAAACUGCUAGUGAGUACAUAUUAAAGAUCGGUUCAAGAAUUUGUUUCUAUCCUAGAUAUUAGCACAUUUGUUCUUCCUUUCGUUACACUCAACUGUAAUUCAUUCCUAUUUUAUUUCAUAGAAGUAGCAAAUACCUUAUAUUGAUUAACACACAAUCAGGUUAAGAAAAAAAAAACUA